GAAAAACCACGGCAAGACGAGACAGCGAAUGGCGUACACCGGCAAGCGAGAUUCUUUGUUUAAAUGACAUGAAGUUAUUGGAGAACAAAUCAAUAUGGCUCUCAAGCUGGGAAAAUGUAGACUUUGUCUCAAACUCGGCGACUUCUAUUCCAUCUUUACGGUGGAUAAUAGUGUGCAGUUGGCGGAUAUGGUGAUGGAGUGUGCUCGGAUCAAAAUAUUUGAAGGAGAUGGAUUACCAGAUAAAGUCUGUGCGGAAUGCAUUCAAAAACUCAGUAGUGCAUAUAUUUUUAAACAACAGUGUGAAAGAGCUGAUCAGGAGUUACGCCGAAAUUAUGUACCUCCUCCGGGUUCGAGUUCCACACCAGUGCCACCUAAGAGAACCAGUAGUGAUUCCGUUUCCUCUAUCCACACGGAGGCGACUAACCAAACAAAACCAUCGCAAGCCUCUGAGCCGGACUCUAAUAAAAGAAAUAGUCGGAAACGUAGUCAUGAAAGUCUGGAAAUCGCUUCUGCCAGUAGCAAAUCAACCGAAUUUCGACCCAGCAAUUCAAAACGCGUUGAAGAACUAAAAAAUAGUAACAAAAGGCCUAGGCUAACGGCUAGCAGUUAUUAUAUGGACUCAGAUUACGAAGACAACAGCGCUUCUCAAUUCUCAGGCGAGACGGACUCUGACGAGCCCCUAUUAAGAGACGAAUUUAAGUGUAAAGUUUGCGGUCGACAGUUCCCGUCGGUGAAAAGCUUAGCUGCGCACUCCAGGAUUCAUUCAGGCAAAACGAACAAGGCAAAAGAGACCUUUCCUGAAAAUGUAGUAGUUACUAUUCCAAAGAAGAAUAUCCAGGAUGCGACUGAUGUAGAAGACAAAAUUAGCUGCGAUAAAUGCGGAAAGACAUUUAAAUUAAAAAUAAUGCUGAAACGUCACCACGAGACAUGCGGAAAGUCCCCGCAAAAGACUCCACCCAAGACACCACCCAAGCCCCUCCACAAAGAGUUAUUAAUAUCGCUGGAACCCAUAGACGGUAUUCACGCGAACAGAAUAAAUUGUACCAUGUGUACAACUACGUUCAAAACUACCGAGAACCUGGAAAAGCACAUGAGAGUGGUGCAUGCAGCUGUGCUGCCACAAGUUAAAACGGAGCCAAAAGCGAGCAACGGGAAGGUCUCCGUGCCUUGUAUUUACUGUAAAAAACCAUUCGACGACUACUAUGUACACAGUGAACAUUUCAGUAAAUGCCCAGAAAGUACUAAUGCUACCACAUUUUCGUGCCCCGUUUGCGAAAAAGUUACAUCAAAAAAGUCAGCAUACUUCAAACACAUUAAGGACAUUCACUUCGAGCCGCGGAUGUGGGCGCUGAAGCCGGACCAGCAGGCGCAGGAGCAGGCGGCACCGCAGGAGUUGUUCGAGUGCCGCAUGUGCUACAAGCAGCUGGGCACGGAGCAGCUGCUCAUCACGCACCUCGCCGCGCACGUAUCCAACAUCGAGGAGACCGGCGACGAGUCCAGGCCGAGCACAAUUGAAGAUUCGUCGUCAAUAGUGUCUGACAACAGCGGCGGCGGGCCCCAGAAGUGUAAAUACUGCGAUAAAAGUUUCAAGUACAAGAAAUCGUUAGUGAACCACGAGAUGAAACAUUUUGAACUUGAAAAAACAGAGCAAAUUCAGAAGCAAGAAAAGUCUAUGAACGAAGAGACGGAAAUAGAGGCAGAAGGUAACGCGUCGAGCAGCCUAGUGAAGGAGUCGUACCGCGAGGAGUCGGAGUCGAGCCAGGAGGAGGGCGACGACAACACGUGCGACAUAUGCGAGAAGCAGUUCUCGUACCGGCGCCUGCUCGUGCACCACAAGCGCACCAAGCACAACAUGAGCUCCGGCACCAAGCGCUCCAGCGUCGUGCUCAAGAACUGCCUGGUGCGCUGUCUCAUCUGCGACCUGGAGAUGAGCGUGGCCGCGCUCAACGACCACAACAAGAAGCACAUCCAGCAGAACAUGAAGCCGCGCAACCUCUACACCUGCUCCGACUGCGGCGACAAGUUCAAGAGCUGCAACGCUCUGGCGAACCACAUCAAGCUGGUGCACAGGCUCAAGAGACUGCCGCCCAAGCAGUUCGAAGGCGCCGACUUGGCGGAUUUUUGUGAGGUCGUUGUGACGAAGGCGGAACCGCUGGACGAGAUCCAGAGUCACAACGGCUUUGGUGAGGUUCCGGAGGAACAGGGAGGCGAGCCCUUGGUCAAUCUUAGCGGAUUUAACUGUACUAUCUGCGGAAAGAACAUGCCCACUCUAAUUUCUCUGAAGCGACAUGUAAACUGGCAUUCGAAUGUUGGGAAUAAUUUGGAAAAAAAGCUAGAAUGCUUUGUUUGCAAAGAGACUUUCCGAUUUCAAUGCCACUACAAACUACAUAUGCGCGAGCACUAUCGUGACACCAACCUGGAUCCCACACUGCUCACUUGCACCAUCUGCAAUCGGAAAAGCAAACACUUGAGGGCGGCUCAGGCGCAUAUGAACUAUCACAAACAAACACGGUUUAAGAAUAAAGACUACCAGUGCUCCAUAUGCAAACGCGUCUUUCAGUACCGGAAGGUGUAUCUUUCACACAUGGCUAUACACUACAAGCGCGGUGAAAGCCAGAAUACGAUAGUAGGUGAUUUACCACCCACGACUGCCGAUAAAGCCGUUUUUGAUGGCACCCAUACUUGCCUUCAUUGUGGGAAAGUCUGUGAUUCUGAGAACUCUUUGAAACAUCACAUGUCUUGGCACAAAUCGAAGACUUUGCUUUUUGGUGCGCGACACGAAUGCCCAAUUUGCCACGUCAUGUUUACUAAUAAAAAAAGGCAGGAACUACAUACGCGGACACAUUACGAAGACGAUAACGGUCCAUUCAAAUGUACAAUAUGCGGCAAAGGUUACACAGAUGAAGAUUAUUUCCGGCGGCACGUGAAAGGUCACAAUUUCGAUCACCAGUCUCACAAGGAUAGGAUAGCCCGACUUCGAAAGGACAAGGUGAAGUGUCCCAUCUGCGUGCGCUACUACCCCGACUUGGUGAAGCUGAUCCGGCACCUGCGGCGCACGCACCCCGAGAGCAAGAUGGUGAAGCAGGACCCGGACGCGCCCGCGCCGCGCGUCUUCUCCUGCAAGCUGUGCGCCAAGACCUUCCGCGACGAGCGCCGCCUGCACCACCACGAGGACUCGCAUCUGCGCAAGCCCGAGUUCUUCAAGUGCAAGUUCUGCGGCAAGAAAACUAUUUCGCUCAAGAAUCAUAAUGUGCACAUUAAAGGACAUCUCACUUCCAAACAAGUCGACAAUCCAUUUAAAUGCCCUCAGUGCGAUGAAACAUUCAUUAAAGGAUACGAUUUGCACCACCAUUUGAGAGAUGUACACGAUAUUAAUGAAACGUGGAUUGCCGAUCGCAACGAGCAAACGCUAAACGGGCCAUUGAAAGAAUUUCAGUGCUCGAUAUGCCUCAAAAUACUCGCAACUAAGGGUAACUAUGAGAGGCACUUGGAUUACCACAAUUCGCUGAGAUGCAACUACUGCUACGACUAUUUUAGUUCGCUGAGGUUCCUGGAAGGACACUUGACUUUUAGUUGUGACAAAAAGAAGUUGAUUGGUGACACUGAGAUAUAUCCGAGGAAAAUUAAAUGUUACGUCUGUUACAAACCCUUCCAUUUACAAGUGAAACUGGAUUGCCAUUUGCGCACACAGCACGGUAUAAAAGUAUCUAAGGAGGCUUCAAAGAGCAAAAAAGAUCUGGUUUGUGAUUAUUGCUUCAGAGUAUUCGAGAACCUUGAUGCUUUGACUGGACAUAAAGUUUAUCAUCGUACGGUUGGUUAUUACGGAUGCAUAUAUUGCAAACGAAAAUUCAACACUUUGACUCUUUACAGAAAACAUAAGAACCACCACUUCGCUCAGCUAAAUGUCGAUAACCCCACCAAAUGCGAACACUGCGAUGAGACUUUCGUCGCAUUUCGAGAAAUGAUUUACCACAUGAGAGACGUGCACGGAGAUGACAAGGAGUGGAUUAUAAUGCCAAAGGAAUCGAUUGAGGAAACAUGCCCCAUCUGCGGCAAGGUGUUCUUCAACCUGCACCGGCAUCUCGACUACCACGAGGCGAACCGCUGCAAGAAGUGCGGCGAGUACUUCUACUCGCGCACCGACUUCGACAAUCACCUGUGCGCCAUCGAGAGCGACGACGAGGCGGCGACGGACGUGGACCUGGACCUGCGCCCCAAGUACGAGGAGUGCCGCUUCUGCUUCAAGCCCAUCACCCGAAAGAGCUCAAAGGCGAAGCACGACGGUAUACACAAGGGUUCUGGCUCUAUUUCCUGUAGGUUCUGUUCACAUAAAUUUAAAACGAUGGACGCUUUCAACAUUCAUGCGUUUUCUCAUCGCAACCGCAAAUACAGAAAAAAUCCAUUGAAAUGUCGUAAAUGUGGAGAAAAAUUUAUUCAAUAUGGACCCUUCAUAAAGCACAUGAGAGGAGUGCAUAAGUUCGUGCAGAAAAUGCACUAUCGGGCGACCGUCAAAGCGGAGCCCUGCGUGGUGUGCGGAGACGAGUUCCCCAACCUGCACAAUCACUACCGUGCGCAUUUGCAGAACCAGUGUCCCUCGUGUCUCAAGUAUUUCACAUCCGCCAAAGUGUUCGCCGAACACGAGUGCGGCAAGGAGGACUCCGAUCCUACCAAAGUGUUUACGUGUGACGCGAACUUGCCGUUCCUGAUCAACACCUAUGUUCCAAAGGACGAACAGGAUGAACAAAAAUAUUACGGUUAUGGCGACGAGGAGGAAGAGGAAUAUAGCGGUGUGCGGCUGCAGGGCCACAUUAUGGACGAGGAAAGUCAGAAUUCGAACGAGAAUGAACACUUCCGGUUGCAGUGUCCCAUCAUAUCGGACGUGCUGUCGCUGUACCAGACGCAGGACGAGGCGCAGGCGCCGGCGCGCGCGUCGCCCGAGCCGGAGGUCAUCGACCUGUCCGACGACGACGUGGGCUGCGUCGACGACCAAGCCACGUGUCCCACCAUUACCAUUGACGAUUAAUACUCUCGUUGCCAACGUGUAACUAUACAUAUGAUUUUCAAGACUAUGGACACGAAAGGAGUUUUAGGGUUCUGUGCACUGUGGCUGUGCUACAUGAUGCCAUGAAGCUUAUGAAAUAUUGCUCGUCAUCUCGCCAUUUGGCUUUAAUGUUUUUAUUUGUUGUUCAGACAUGGUCCGUUGUUGAUGCUGAUUUUUAAACGGAUGUACGUCCAUGUAGGGGUAUCGUACAUAUUUUAUGAAGUAAUUGCAAAAUGAAUCAUGUUUAACAGAAAACGGUAUGUAUGUAUAGUCGACGUCAAAGAUAUUAUGUUUACACCUUACUCCUUUGUAAUAAAUAAAGGUGAAAAAAUAAAAAAAUAUCUUUGUCGUCGACUGUACCUUAUUAAUCGUUACUCAAUACUUUUCAUGUAUAAGGUUUUUCUGGUACUCUCAUGUCUGUAAAAGUAAAAGGUACCUAAAAUAUUAUUGAAUGCAUAAAACAUUGCCUUUUUUAUAAUCCAGUUUUUUAAAUUAUACAGAUUAAAAUGGCAUUUCGAUUGUCUACACACAAACACUGUUGUUAUUGAUUCCGUUUACAUGCCUCUAAACGAGGUAAAUGGAAAUAAAUAAAUAUGUUGUAAUAAAUUGGUGGAAGUAAAUUAGAAAAAUACUUUACUACUAAAAUGCUUGAGAUUAACAAGAUUUGAGAAGUUCUAUUAGGUCAUGCAACAACACGCGCUAAUUUUAUCUAUCUUUAUAAUCAUAAUUUUUUGAACUGAGCCCAAAGCCGCCUGUAGGAUUCUGACGAAUCAAUAGACCCCUCAGAAAAGUCUACAGGGUAAAAGAAAUGUUUUAAAAAUAGCAAAACAAAGACUUGGCUUGAAGACCUCGCAUCCAGGCCAAAAUUGUUUAAAAAAAGUCUCCAGGGACUAACGAAUUAGGCAAUUUGUGUCGUCACAAACAUAACCCGGUAUACGCACUCGGGUAAUAAUACAAAAGUAUGUACGAUAUGUCAUUUUAGUCUGUAGGUUAGUGUAAGUCGGAAAGAUAAUAGGAUAAUACAAUUGUGUAUAUAUAUAUACCUAGAAUAAGUGAAAUUAACCUAAAUGCAUAAAGAAAAAAGUGACUACUUAAUUAAUAAGUGGUCACUUAUUAUGUAUGGACUUUCGAGUAAUUUAACACUGUUGAUACUGUAUUCCUAAUCGCUGUUUAAUUUUGGCUAACCGAGUUGAACAGAGGAACAUGUAAGGUGUAGCUAACACACUACACUUCACCGUAUUUGUUUAAAUAGCGACGUUAAUGAAAGAGAUGUAACAAUUAUUUGAGCAAAUACGGCGAAAUAUGAUGCGUGACUUGACUGUAACUGAACUGCGGGUGUAUUUCGUAUGACCAGAAAAUAUAAGUGCUGGAAUUAGACAUAUUUCUGUAUGUAAUUAUUUUAUAAUAUUUACGUAAUAGUUAACAUAUAAGUUGGAAAAAUUGUUAUUGCAGUAAAUAGUGAAAAUUGAGUGUUCAACUAGGCCCCUUUUAUUUCCAAAACAGAGCUACACUGAAAUGAAGUAGGUUUUACUACGAAACGAACGAAAAGAUAGGCGUUUUUAAUUUUUAAUGCCCGGCCUGGUGGUAGGUACAUACCUUACUCAACAUUGCCUGGCUUGGAAUAUAGUUGAAUCGCUAUUUUUACAAGCCAGGCAAUGUUUGGCAUGGUAUAUAGGCAAGGUUGAUUACACGCUAAUGGCAUAAUCAAUAUUGUCAUCUUAUAUUAUAGGACUAAUCUAAAAAUAAAGUUUUUCUAAUAAAAAUCAACAAAUAUCUUAAGCUAGUCUAUGCUCUGAGGAGAUCGAUGGUAGAUUUUAUUGAAAUAUGCUGAUGUCAUACAUAUUUAUAGGCAUUUUCAGAAAUAACUAUCAUUUACAUUUUUCGAAAAACCUACUAAUUUUAAUUAUUCUCCGAAUACCUAUUUGAUAAAAUAGGAAAGUGUCUUUAAAUAAUUGUCAGGUUUGUGACGUGUUUCCCGUUCAUAUCGUAUGGACCGUCACUGAAGAAACUUUUUUAGAAGUAGAGAAAUAGGCAAGUGUAUAGUUUCUUGAAUUAAAAUAAAUGGUACCUACACUUUCUGCUGUAAACCCCCUUAUAAUAACGAUAUGUGGUUUAGUCAUGGGCCAUUUGCCAAAAAAUCAUGAACUGAACAUUGCAUCGCUGAUAGUGUCAUGAAGUCAUGAACUGUGGUAGGGAAAAAUAUGUCGUUUACUCGUAAUUUUAUUAAUUUUCAUAAUUGGAGGCAGCCUUAUCUAACUCGACAGCGAUCUUGAUAGCACAAACUGCUGUGUCAUUAUUUCAUAAAAGUUUGUGCUAUCAAAAUCGCUGCCGAGUUAGCUCGGUCCGACUCUCGUAGUAAUUUGCAUUUAUGAUAUCAUAUAUUUAAUGAAUAUCAAAGUUAUCAAUAAUUAUAGGAAGUUCAUUCUUUUUAAAGGAUAAUGAUUAGGUAGCGUUUAAAACUGUGAUUUAAUUUGUAACGCAUUCGCUACUUAUAUCGGAAUUUCGCCAGGUUGCAGUACCUACGUCUCCCGGUGUCGUCAGUGUUCGACAAAUAUGUUCUCAAUACAUAUUAACACGUAUUAGGUAAAUUCUUACAUGCGUCAUCCGUUAAUUUACAAUGUAUAUGUAGGUACACUUUUAAAUUACUGAUAUUUUAUAUUUUUACGUGGGGUGCCUAAUGGAUUGCACGAUUUAAUUUUCAUUUCCGUUUUAGGUGCGAUUAAAAUUAUUAUAAAAUAUAAAUGAAUACAUUACCUACCAGCUCAUUGGCUGCCAUAUGUAUAGAAUAGUAGAAGCUCCAUGCAUUACCGAGUUAAGGAAGCGGGAGAGGGUGCGCCGCACCGUUGCACCAAGCGCGGGAUUGUGAAGCUCGUGUGCAUCGUAUCUUAGAUUUAAAAAUUAUAAUAACCUGUACUAGAAAUGUUAUAAUCACAGUAGAGUCAGAUUAUAGUCUCAUAAUGAAUGUGUGAACUUGUUUUGUAUGAAGCUUAACUUGUAGACUAAGAGAUAUCCCCGGGGAAUGGUACAUGAAAAAGCAACGAAACUUGACUGUAUGCUAUAUCCUUAUUCCUGGAUCCACAAUUCUAGCAACUCUAGUCAGGUGUCUGGAUUCAGUAGUAAGAAUAGUAUAGCAAACUGUCAAGUUUCGUUGCUUUUUCCUGUACCAUUCUCUGGCGCAACCUCUCCGUCUAUUGAGAAACUUGAUGCCUGAAUGGCCGGUAAUGGACGCGCUGGUCAAGAGAACGUUAAAACUACACUCGCAGAAAAUAAGGUGGUUUAGUUAGGCUGGCCCUAGACGUUCUCCUUUGCGGUUCAAAAAACUGAACCGAACGUGUAACAGCAACUUUAGUCGGCGUUGUGUCGUUGUGCGUACAUUUUAUAUCAAGUUUAAGGACAGCUUUUAUUCAAAAGUAGCUAUUCGUAUGUAAAUAGGUACAGUUUGGUUUAUAUGUAAGGAUAGAAUUAUAACCAUACUGGAUUAGAUGUAUUAUAGGGCUAAGAUUAAAAAAGAAGAUUCUGCGUGUACUUGAAGUAUUACCAAUGCAGCGAAUGUGGAAAGAAAGUAAUUUACACUGGAUUUAAUUACUAGAUGUAGAUGCGCAAGAAAAUUUUGCGAUUGAACUAAUCACCUGAGACAUGUUAAGUUUCCAUUAUUAUGUUAAAACCAAACAACAUGACCUUUUUCUAUCAAAUCAAACUCUGCCUGCUUCUAAACCGUAGUGCGUGUGGAUCUGCACAUUUUUGCAUCGGACGCAUCGCAUGCAAAAUACCUACUGGAUUUACAAAGAAAACCAUGCAAUGUUCUGGUUACCUACGCAAAGUGUCGGGUAACAAAACCUGAACUCAUGUUAAGAAAAUAAGAUUAACUUAGCUACUUACAAUUAUUUCGGCUACUGGCUCGGUCGCUGUGCGUACUGAGAUACAGUCUGAUUCUUUGCCACCAUACCAAUUAAAAGACCAAAAAGAAGCUUGAUGCAAAAACAAGUUAAUAAUAACAACGUACAUAAAAACCGACAAAAAUUGAAAUGGAUGAAAUGAUAAAGAAAUAAACGCAUCGUUCAAUGCGUUGUAUGUUUGAUGCGAUCCGUCCGAUGCUCCAGUGGCCUAGGUCUUAAAUAAAGUUAGCUUUACUCAAUGUAAUGAAACUAUUUUUAUCGCACGAUUAUGUAUUUCAUAUUAUUUUCUAGAUAAGUAUGUGAUAUUUGUUUCGAACUAUUAUUGUUUAUUUUUCACUGGCUAUUUAGAUUUGUCUAUGAUUUUGUAAACCCCUUACCGCAUACGAAGCCAUAUACUUAUGGCGGAUAUGAUAUUUAACUCUAUUGACAGCUAUUAAAGUUCAAAUUUGAACAAAUAUUUUUUAUUAUAUGCAAUAAGGGGUUAAUUUGUGAGUCGUAAAUGUCCUAAGUUAAAAAUAAAGAUAAUCAUUGUACAAAUGUUGACGUAAAGGGUCUAGCGGGCUAAGCGAACAAGAAGUGCCCCCAACGACGAUUUGGUCAUUCUUUCAGGUGGUGGUGUACUGGGAGGUCCUAAGAACACUAUGCUUAAUAUCAGAACAUUUAUGCAUAUACUUUUAUUUGUGUAUGUAGCGGGUAUUAGUGGCUACUCAUGCAUAUUUUUUUGUAGGUGUACCUCCGCGAAUAGUAUAAAAAAUAAUGAGAAAAAUAUAUUUUUUUUUUAUAAUGAAGUAUAAGGGCAUGAUGCAGGUUAAACAUAUUCAUUUUGUAGUCUAUUUUAUUGUUGUCAAAUAUAAUUUUGUUUGGUUAAUCUAACAUGAACAGUUUACAAAACAUGACACUUUCAAUGAUACACUAUCCUGAAUAACUCGAUAACAAAAGAAGAUCGAGGACUGAUAUUAAGCAUAGAGUGUUCUUAGGACCUGCCUGUGCACCACCACCUGAAAGAAUGACCAAAUCGUCGUUGGGGGCACUUCUUGUUCGCUUAGCCUGCUAGACCAUUUUGUUAGGCUACAGUUAUUGGCCUGUAUAUAGUAAUUGGCCACUCUUGAUAACAAGGUUUCAAUUGGCUUGUUUCUUUCUGUGUAUGGUAUGGAGUGGCCAAUUACUAAAUACUGGCCAAUAACUAUAGCAGUCACCCUAUAUAAAUACGAUUAGGCAUCGAUUGUAGCAUUAUCGUUUUCUUUUCAUAACUUGCCCCACUUUUCCAUGCUGUAACGAUCCAGAGAAAUAAUAAUUACAUUAAACAUUGA
Cydia fagiglandana is the source of this 10247-nucleotide messenger RNA. Its product is annotated as zinc finger protein 208-like. Gene Ontology annotation, biological process: regulation of transcription by RNA polymerase II. The transcript has 6 exons. The record is from RefSeq and is a predicted model, not a curated record. Gene Ontology annotation, cellular component: nucleus. Bases 95 to 5023 code for a protein of 1642 amino acids. Lineage: Eukaryota; Metazoa; Arthropoda; Insecta; Lepidoptera; Tortricidae. Gene Ontology annotation, molecular function: zinc ion binding; RNA polymerase II transcription regulatory region sequence-specific DNA binding; DNA-binding transcription factor activity, RNA polymerase II-specific.